AUGCGGAGGGAAGGAACGGGGGGUGGUUACCGGGAAUGUGUGGGAACAAGCCGACGGAAGCGCCGAGCCGUGCCAUUGUUCCCGCAGGUUCGGAUCUGGUCCGGCACGCUGGGGCGGGCCCGUGGGGAGUAUGGGACAGGCGAGCCCCUGCCGGCCCUGUGCCUGUCUGUCAGUCGGAGUGGGGCAAGGCUGGCCAUCGGGUACCACAGCGACCGUCUGCGUGUGUUCCACCUCGGGACAGGAGCCCUGGUUGCAGAGUGCGAGGGUCCGCGAUCGCCGGUGCGAUGCCUCCAGUGGUUGAGCGGCGAGAGCCUCCUGGCGUCGGGGACGGAGGACGGCCUGCUGCGCGUGUGGCGCCUGCGAGGAUCCCGGGCGAGCUGCCAGCGUCUGUGCCGGGGUCACACCAGAGCCCCGGCUUCCCUGUCCCUGUCGGAACGCUUCCUGGCCUCGGCGUCAGACGAUUCCACCAUCCUGCUGUGGACGCUGGCCCAGCUGGUCGACCUGGGGGACUGCGCGGAGGUGUCCCCGGCCUGCGUUCUGAGGGGCCACUCGGACUCGGUCACCUGCUGCUCCUUCAGCCCCGACGGGCUCCACCUCGUCACCGGCAGCAAGGACAAGAGCCUCCUGUUCUGGGACGUGGCGGCUUUGCCAGGCCAGAUCUCGGACUCUCUGCUCUCCUGCCACCGCGAUUGGAUCACCGGGUGUUACUGGAGCCCUCAAUAUGUGGCUGACAGUUCUCUCUCUCUCUCUCUGUCUCCCGCUGCCUGCCCAGGUUCCAGUACCCUGUCCCUACAGAAGGCGGAGGUGAAGAUUAUUAACCAGACCAUCUGUAAUUCUGUUGUUGAUGAGACCGUCACCUCCCGGAUGCUGUGCAGUGGGUUCCUCGCUGGAGGGGUCGAUGCCUGUCAGGGUGAUUCCGGUGGCCCGCUCUCCUGUCGGGAAGAGAAUGGGAAAUGGUUCCUGGCCGGGAUUGUGAGCUGGGGAGAGGGCUGUGCCCGCAGGAACAAACCAGGAGUCUACAGCCGCGUAACGAAACUCCGAGAGUGGAUCCGAGAGCAGACCUCCCUGUGAGGGGAGGUGGGGGUGUCUGGGAGGGGGAUGUGGACACACAGACCAAUGGUGGGUGGGUGGGGUACUGGGGGGAAACAGACAGACCACCCACAGCUGUCAGAAACCCCCUCCCCAUCGCUGGGAAACUCGCCCAGUCACCAUGAAUACCCUCUGUCAGUGUCCAGACCCUCCACCACACUCUCAGGACACAACACCUCCCCCCACCCCUGUCACAUUACUCCCCCCAACCCCCCCCCUCCCUCCCUGUCAGGACCCCUCCCCUCCUCCCAAGCACAUCAUCACCCCGAGAAACUAGCGUCACCCCACCCCAGACACAGACAACCCUCACUUUACUCUGUAUCUAACCCCGUGCUGUCCCUGUCCCUGGGAGUGUUUGAUGGGGGGGACAGUGUAGAGGGAGCUUUACUCUGUAUCUAACCCUGUGCUGUC
Messenger RNA from Rhincodon typus (whale shark), 1500 nucleotides. RefSeq names its product telomerase protein component 1-like. The record is from RefSeq and is a predicted model, not a curated record. NCBI's taxonomy places the organism in Eukaryota, Metazoa, Chordata, Chondrichthyes, Orectolobiformes, Rhincodontidae. The transcript has 6 exons. Gene Ontology annotation, molecular function: telomerase RNA binding; telomerase activity; serine-type endopeptidase activity. The coding region runs from base 1 to 1071 and encodes 356 amino acids. Gene Ontology annotation, cellular component: telomerase holoenzyme complex. Gene Ontology annotation, biological process: proteolysis; telomere maintenance via recombination.